AUGGAGUACUAUCCCGGUCCCGGCCGCAACCACCUGUUCGUCCCCGGCCCGACGAAUGUCCCCGAGCAGGUGCAACGCGCCAUGCUGCGCGGCAAUGAGGACCAUCGGUCGCCCGCCUUCCCCGUUCUGAGCAAGAGCGUCAUCGAGGACAGCAAGAAGCUCUUCGGCUCCACCGAGGGCACCUGCUUCAUCUUCCCCGCCACAGGCACGGGCGCGUGGGAGUCGGCGCUCACGAACACGCUCUCCCCGGGAGACCGCAUCAUCUCGUUCCGUAUCGGCCAGUUCUCGCUCCUCUGGAUCGACCAGAUGCAGCGCCUGCGCUUCGACGUCGACGUGGUGGACUGCGAGUGGGGCGCGGGCGCGGACCUGGACGUGCUGCGGCGGAAGCUGCUGGCGGACCGCGCGGGCACGGUCAAGGCGGUGUGCGUCGUGCACAACGAGACGGCCACGGGCGUCACGAACGACAUCGGCAAAGUGCGACAAGUGCUCGACGAGUGCAACCACAAGGCGAUGCUGAUGGUGGACGGUGUCAGCUCUAUCGGCGCCAUUCCCUUCUAUCAGGACAAGUGGCGCGUGGACGUGGCGUUGACCGGGUCCCAGAAGGCGCUGUCUCUCCCCACGGGUCUCGGCAUUGUCUGCGCGCGCCCGCGCGCCCUCGAGGCCGCCAAGCACAGCAAGUCGACCCGCGUGUUCUUUGACUGGGCAGACUACCUCAAGUUCUACCAGGCGGGCACCUACUGGCCGUACACUCCCUCCUCCCAGAUGCUCUACGGUCUGCGCGCAUCGCUCGACAUGCUCUUCGCCGAGGGCCUUGACAACGUGUUCGCAAGGCAUGCGCGCCUGGGAGAGGGCACUCGGCGCGCUGUGGCGGCUUGGGGCCUGCAGCUGUGCACCAAGAGCCCCGAGUGGAAGAGCGAUACUGUGACGACGAUUCUCGUGCCGGCGCAUAUCAACAGCAAUGAUAUUGUGCGCACCGCGUGGAACAAGUACAACCUGUCGCUCGGGCUCGGGUUGAACAAGAUUAAUGGCAAGGCGUUCCGCAUCGGCCACCUGGGGCAGAUGAAUGAGGUUGCACUCCUUGGAGCCCUAGCAGGAACUGAAAUGACUCUUCGAGAUGUGGGAUACCCAGUGGUGCUUGGCUCUGGAGUGGCGGCUGCGUCUGCCUACUUCCAGCAGACCGCUCCCUUGAUCCCUGGACGAUCCAAGUUGUAA
Closterium sp. Naga37s-1 is the source of this 1212-nucleotide messenger RNA. The record is from the annotation of a GenBank genome assembly. Lineage: Eukaryota; Viridiplantae; Streptophyta; Zygnematophyceae; Desmidiales; Closteriaceae.